AUGGCUUCCUCAUCGAAGGCUUCCAACUCCCUCCUCUACUCCUGCAUUGCCCAUCGCACCACUAUCUUAGCCGAACAUUCAUCUCCGGGCACCUCUUCGACCUCUGCCUCAUCCAUCGCGUCCAUCAUCCUCCCCAAAAUCACCCACGAUAAGCCCCAGAAAUUGACUUACACCCAUGAACGACUGUUCGUUCACUACAUCGCCGACUCUCCGACAGGCGACUCGGCCGACGACCAAAAUGGUCGCACCGAGACCAGUAGCCAUGCCCCGCUCAGCUAUCUCGUGGUCGCAUCCGCUGAGCAAGGCCGCCGCAUUCCAUUCGCCUACUUGCUGGAGAUGAAGCCCUUCAACGGAGAGCUACGCAGCUUGCUCCAGACAUACAACACCGCCCCGCCAGCCGACUCACUAGCCACGGCACGGCGCGAGAUCGACAGCGUCCGCGACAUCAUGACCGAGAACAUUGAGCGGGUGCUUGAACGUGGCGAGCGGAUCGAUCUGUUGGUAGAUAAAACGGACCGUCUGGGCGGGAGCGCGCACGAUUUCCGUAUCCGGAGCCGUGGUCUGCGGCGGCGGAUGUGGUGGAAAAACAUCAAGCUAAUGGUUCUACUCGGCGUCGUGGUUAUCUUCCUGCUGUAUCUGUUCAUCGGCAUGGGCUGCGGACUCCCGGCGUGGUCGAGUUGUGUCGGACACAAGUCGGCAUGA
Penicillium cinerascens is the source of this 702-nucleotide messenger RNA. RefSeq lists its product as uncharacterized. Gene Ontology annotation, cellular component: membrane. Gene Ontology annotation, biological process: vesicle-mediated transport. NCBI's taxonomy places the organism in Eukaryota, Fungi, Ascomycota, Eurotiomycetes, Eurotiales, Aspergillaceae. The record is from RefSeq and is a predicted model, not a curated record. Bases 1 to 702 code for a protein of 233 amino acids. The transcript is spliced from 3 exons.